GGCAAUUGAUAAACUGGCAGCAUAUGGUUGAUCGAUGUUAACUGAUUAAUGUUCAUCCAGCUCCGGUCGCUUCUAUCUGAGAUACUGAAACCCUACCAGAAUCUGCUUAUAACCAAGCAGCUCCACAGUUUGAUCAUCACCAAAACUACUCUUUCCAAUGAUCCAUUUUAUGCAACAAAGUUCAUCAGAUUAUAUGCCAUCAAUGGCGACCUACACUCCGCUCGUUUGCUCUUUGAUCGAAUGUCUCAAAGAACUGUCUUCCUUUGGAAUUCCAUCAUCAGAGCUUAUGCUCGAUUCCAUUUAUUUGGUGAAUCAUUCCUCAUGUUCAGGAAAAUGUUGACUUCCGAGACUAAGCCAGAUAACUUCACAUUCGCCUGCAUUUUGCGUGCCUGCUCUGAAAACCUAGAUUCACAAGGACUGAAGCGUAUUCAUGGAGCAGUGGAAGUUUUGGGCGUCAGAAAGGACCCUGUAGUGAGCAGUGCGCUUGUAACAGCUUAUUCAAAACUUGGGCUUGUUGGCGAAGCAAGUGUGGUGUUCGAUGAAAUGCCUGACCCAGAUUUGGUCUUGUGGAAUUCAAUGACUUCUGGUUAUGGCUAUUCGGGAUGUUGGAAUAAUGGCCUACGACUGUUCAACACGAUGCGGAGCAUGGGAAAGCAGCCAGAUGCUGAGACAUUAGUUGGAUUAAUGUCAAGUUUACUUGAACCUAACCUAUUGGGAAUUGGACGAAGUAUGCAUAACUUUUGUUUGAAAAGUGGUUUUGAUUCAAGUCCACAUAUAGGCAGUGUACUGGUGAGUAUGUACUCAAGGUGUAAGUGUCUUAAUUCAGCACUUAAAGUAUUUCAUAGCAUAUAUCAUCCCGAUCUUGUUACAUGGUCUGCUUUAAUAACUGGACUUUCACAGUCUGGAGAAAACGAAAAGGCUAUAGCCUUGUUCAAGGAAAUGAAUAUUAUGGUAGUAGGUAACAAAGCCGAUUGUGUAUUAAUUGCUAGUUUAGUAUCUGUUAUUGCUCAAUUAGCUGUUCUUGGCCAUGGCACUGAAUUACAUGGUUAUAUUGUAAGGCAUGGAUUGGAUUCAGACGUUAUGGUAUCUUCCGCACUUGUUGACAUGUAUGUGAAAUGUGGUUUCUUGCCUACGGGGCUACUAGUUUUUCGGAAGAUGCCAACAAGGAAUGUUAUAUCUUACAAUUUGAUCAUGCAUGCUUUUGCUUUAAACGGGCUCCCUUUCGAUUCAUUUAGAAUGUUUGAGGAGAUGCUUAUGAAUGGAUACCAACCAGAUGAAUCCACUUUUUCUGCUCUUCUUUGUGCUUGCUGUCAUGCUGGUCUUGUGGAAUAUGGGCAGGUAUAUUACAAAAGAAUGAAGGAUGAAUUUAGUCUUGAAUAUAGGAUAGAGCAUAAUAUUUAUAUGGUGAAACUUCUGGGAAUGGCUGGAAAGUUACAAGAGGCUUAUGAAUUUAUCAAAUCCUUGGCAAAGCCAGUGGAUUCUAGCGUUUGGGGUGCAUUCCUUUCGUGUUGUGAUGUUCUUGGAAAUUCUGAGAUGGCAGAAAUUGCAGCUAAGUGGUUGUUUGAGAAUAGAGAAGAUGGAAGUGCUUAUAGAGUUAUGAUUUCUAAUGUAUAUGCUGGCAAUGGAAAGUGGGAUGAGGCGACUAAAUUGAGAGACCGAUUGACGAAGAUGCCUGGUAUAAGCUGGACAAAUGUACUAUAGCCAGCUUCUUCAUGGCAGGGGAUCAGCUGCAGUUGUGCUUCUGUUGGUAGCAGUUUCCAUUUUGGGGUCCAUCAGUGCAAGGGAAAGUGUGUUCUCAAUGGUAUCGGCUUCAUCAUACAACCGAAUUGCAGCCAACACAGAAAGAAGCUUCAAAGACUGAAUCAGAAAGAAUGUAUCUAUUAGUAUAAAAUGAAGUCAGACAAAGAAAAAGGCAAGUUGUUAAUUAGUUAUAGUUUCAUACUGCAGUUCUAGCCCUUCUCGUGAUAGCUCUUAUAUCUUCUUUCCCAGUCCAGACUCGUGGCAUCGAAUCAGAGUCAUUGCUGAAUAUUGUCGAAAACCUGUUGAUAUUCUUCAAUUAGUAAAGGAAAACCGUUUAGGAAAAAAAUAUAUAAUUUGUGGUCCAUACCGUUCUUUCAUACAGAAUAAAACUUUUGCGGAUUGGUCUUUA
Molecule: messenger RNA, 2149 nt
Organism: Impatiens glandulifera
Lineage: Eukaryota; Viridiplantae; Streptophyta; Magnoliopsida; Ericales; Balsaminaceae
Product: putative pentatricopeptide repeat-containing protein At1g64310
Exons: 2
Coding region: 49-1701 (550 amino acids)
Biological process (GO): RNA modification
Molecular function (GO): RNA binding; protein binding
Source: RefSeq, a predicted model, not a curated record